This is a messenger RNA of Passer domesticus (house sparrow), 5083 nucleotides long. RefSeq names its product glutamate metabotropic receptor 4 (gene GRM4). The transcript has 11 exons. The record is from RefSeq and is a predicted model, not a curated record. Gene Ontology annotation, biological process: G protein-coupled glutamate receptor signaling pathway; regulation of synaptic transmission, glutamatergic. Gene Ontology annotation, cellular component: plasma membrane. The coding region runs from base 1609 to 4347 and encodes 912 amino acids. Gene Ontology annotation, molecular function: adenylate cyclase inhibiting G protein-coupled glutamate receptor activity. Lineage: Eukaryota; Metazoa; Chordata; Aves; Passeriformes; Passeridae.
GCCGGCACCUGCAGGGCUCUGCCUGUCCUGGGGCAGCAGCAGCGGCUCCCUCCGCCCUGGCACUGCUCAGCCCACCCUGGCUCGGGCAGGGGAUGACCCACGCCCGGGCUCUGGAGAGCUCGGUUUGGUUGGUGCUUGUGCCACCUCCCAGAUCCAGAUCGGGCUGCGGCACAGCUGGGAUGAUGGGAUGGGAGGGCUCUGUCCUCACCAAGGCUGUGCUGGUGAAAGUGGGAGAAAACAGAAUUUCUCCUUCCUUCGGGGCUGGGGUAAGCACCAUGCUGAGGGAUGAUCCCACCCUGUUAUUGCCACCCUGGUGGAGCCGUGCAGGUGGAGCAGGAGGUGGCUGUGGCCUCUCACUGCCUGGAGCGUGUGGGUGAGGAUGUUCCCUGCUCCGUGAGCACCUGCUGUAGGCAGGUGUCUUCUUCCAGAUGUGCACCUCCCUCCAGAUGUGCCCCUGGUGGAGCAGCUGCUCUGGGGAGGCUGAGGCACGGUGGAACCAAGGUCUGGGCUGUGUGGAAGCAGUGACUUGUGUGUGGCUGAGGAGCUGCUGGGGGCGGGUGGAGGGCACAGGGGUGCUCAUCUGUCGCUCCUUUCUGGGCUGUUUGCAGCAGGGGUUCACUGGGUAACUGGCUCCAUCUUCCCCGAACCAGCUCCCUCCUCCUCUCCCCAUUAUUUGUGCUUUCUUCUUGCCUGCCGUGAUAUUUUUACCUUCAGUUCGUUCAGAUUAUAUGAUCAAAGGAGCCACAAAGGGGAGAGAACAGAGAGGGAAAAAGCUUGAAAGAAGAAAGGGAAAGGCAGUGGGCUCUGGGGGCACUGCCAGCUCUGCGGGAGCUGCCGUGGGCUCUGAGGGUUUUCCUGGGAGCGGGUCCAUGGUGUGAGCAUCCCACCUUUGAUGGGCAGAAGUGUUGCAGCUCCAGGGAUGAGGGUGGGAGAGGUGACCUGCUUUUGGCUGCUGCGGGGCUCUGAAGGCAGCUGUGGUGUCUGAGCAUCCCUUCGUCUCCCCAUCCUCCUCCUCCCCGGCACGGGCAGAGCCUGACCCGCUCCCAGGCCGUGCAGGAGCCACAUUCCCCUGCUCCGUGCCCACUGCUGAUGCAUGGCGUGGUCCUUGCAGAGGGGACAGCACCGUGCAAGCUCUGAUCCCUGUCCCUGAUCCCCAUCCCAGCAGGGCUGUGCUCCCAGGGGCUCUCCUGGCAGGCUGGGGCGGGGGCUUUGCUGCGGCAUUCCCAACCUCCUGCCUUUGGAAGCACAGAGCUGGGCACCGGGUAAUUCUGGUUCCUUAAAAGCCCCGGCUGUCAGAAUCGCUUUGGAGAUGGGCCUUCAAGCGGCUGCUGCGGCGGAGGUGCAUAAUUUAUGGAGGUCUCCAGAGGAAGGACCCGAAGCUUUGCACGGGCUCGUGGCUCUGCUGCUGCCUCUCCUCUCUGGUGUAGCCAUGCAGACCUUGACACCCUCCUGCAUCCCGACCUCCCGCUGCUCCCCCGGGGCCGGCAGCACCGUGGGGAGCCGCUGACGGAGCCGGAUCCCUCGGGAGCCAUGCCACCCACCCAGCCCAGCCCGGCCCCCUGAGCGCCGCGUUCCCGGCCCGCGCUCUGCCCCAGCACGGCCUUGGCGAUGAGCGGGGGUCACUUUUGCAUGGAGCGUUUGUCCUUCUGCCUCCUCCUGAGUGCCUGCAGCUGGGGGUGGGCGCCCGGGGGUGCUGCCAAGCCCAAAGGCCAGGGCUACCCGCACAUGAACUCCAUCCGCAUCGACGGGGACAUCACGCUCGGGGGGCUCUUCCCCGUGCACGGCCGGGGCGCCGAGGGCAAAGCCUGCGGGGAGCUGAAGAAGGAGAAGGGCAUCCACCGCCUGGAGGCCAUGCUCUUCGCCCUGGACCGCAUCAACAACGACCCCGACCUGCUGCCCAACAUCACGCUGGGCGCCCGCAUCCUGGACACGUGCUCGCGGGACACGCACGCCCUGGAGCAGUCGCUGACCUUCGUGCAGGCCCUCAUCGAGAAGGACAGCACCGAGGUGCGCUGCGUCAGCGGCGGGCCCCCCAUCAUCACCAAGCCGGAGCGGGUGGUCGGCGUCAUCGGCGCCUCGGGCAGCUCCGUGUCCAUCAUGGUGGCCAACAUCCUGCGGCUCUUCAAGAUCCCCCAGAUCAGCUACGCCUCCACGGCGCCGGACCUGAGCGACAACAGCCGCUACGACUUCUUCUCCCGCGUCGUCCCCUCGGACACCUACCAGGCCCAGGCCAUGGUGGACAUUGUCAAAGCCCUCAAGUGGAAUUACGUCUCCACCUUGGCCUCCGAGGGCAGCUACGGCGAGAGCGGGGUGGAGGCCUUCAUCCAGAAGUCCAGGGAGGAUGGCGGGGUCUGCGUGGCCCAGUCCGUGAAGAUCCCGAGGGAGCCCAAGCCGGGGGAGUUUGACAAGAUCAUCCGCCGGCUCCUGGAGACCUCCCACGCCCGCGCCGUCAUCAUCUUUGCCAACGAGGACGACAUCAGAAGGGUGCUGGAGGCGGCCAAGAGGGCGAACCAGACGGGGCACUUCAUCUGGAUGGGCUCGGACAGCUGGGGCUCCAAAAUUGCCCCUGUCCUGCACCUGGAGGAGGUGGCCGAGGGCUCUGUCACCAUCCUGCCCAAGAGGGUGUCAGUCAGAGGUUUCGACCGCUACUUCUCCAGCAGGACCCUGGACAACAACCGCAGGAACAUCUGGUUUGCCGAGUUCUGGGAGGAGAACUUCCACUGCAAGCUGAGCCGGCACGCGCUGAGGAAGGGCAGCAACAUCAAGAAAUGCACCAACCGGGAGAGGAUCGGCCAGGACUCCUCGUACGAGCAGGAGGGGAAGGUGCAGUUCGUCAUCGACGCCGUCUACGCCAUGGGACACGCCCUGCACAACAUGCACAAGAAGCUGUGCCCCGGCAAGGUGGGGCUGUGCCCCAGCAUGGACCCGGUGGACGGCGUGGAGCUGCUCAAGUACAUCCGCAGCGUCAACUUCUCAGGCAUUGCUGGGACUCCUGUGACGUUCAAUGAGAACGGAGAUGCUCCGGGGCGUUACGACAUCUACCAGUACCAGAUCAGGAACUCCACCCCUGAGUACAAGGUCAUCGGGCAGUGGACAGACCACCUGCACCUCAAGGUGGAGAACAUGCUGUGGCCUGGGGGCGGCAGCCAGCAGCCCAGCUCCAUCUGCAGCCUGCCCUGCAAGCCGGGCGAGAGGAAGAAGCUGGUGAAGGGCAUCCCCUGCUGCUGGCACUGCGAGCGCUGCGACGGCUACCAGUACCAGCUGGACGAGUUCCACUGCAAGCGCUGCCACUUCAACGAGCGGCCCAACGAGAACCACACCAGCUGCACGCCCAUCCCCAUCAUCAAGCUGGAGUGGAGCUCGCCCUGGGCCGUGGUGCCCGUGUUCAUCGCCAUCGUGGGCAUCAUCGCCACGCUGUUUGUGGUGAUCACCUUCGUGCGCUACAACGACACGCCCAUCGUCAAGGCGUCGGGGCGGGAGCUCAGCUACGUCCUGCUCACGGGCAUCUUCCUCUGCUACGCCACCACCUUCCUGAUGAUCGCCGAGCCCGACCUCAGCACCUGCUCCCUGCGGCGCAUCUUCCUGGGGCUGGGCAUGAGCAUCAGCUACGCCGCGCUGCUCACCAAGACCAACCGCAUCUACCGCAUCUUCGAGCAGGGCAAGAAGUCGGUGAGCGCCCCGCGCUUCAUCAGCCCCGCCUCGCAGCUGGUCAUCACCUUCAGCCUCAUCUCCCUGCAGCUCGUCGGCGUCUGCAUCUGGUUCAUCGUGGACCCGUCCCACUCUGUCAUUGACUACGAGGACCAGCGGACUACAAACCCCCACUUUGCCCGGGGCAUCCUCAAAUGUGACAUUUCGGACCUGUCCCUCAUCUGUUUGCUCGGGUACAGCAUGCUCCUCAUGGUCACCUGCACUGUGUACGCCAUUAAGACCCGCGGGGUCCCGGAGACCUUUAACGAAGCCAAGCCCAUUGGGUUCACCAUGUACACCACUUGCAUUGUGUGGUUAGCCUUCAUCCCGAUAUUUUUUGGGACGUCGCAGUCGGCAGAGAAGAUGUACAUCCAGACCACGACGCUCACCAUCUCGGUGAGUCUGAGUGCCUCGGUGUCCCUGGGCAUGCUCUACAUGCCCAAGGUGUACAUCAUCCUCUUCCACCCGGAGCAGAACGUCCCCAAGCGCAAGCGGAGCCUCAAGGCGGUGGUGACAGCGGCCACCAUGUCCAACAAGUUCUCUCAGAAGGGAGGGUUCCGCCCCAACGGAGAGGCCAAGUCGGAGCUCUGCGAGAACCUGGAAACGCAAGCACUGGCCACCAAGCAGACCUACGUCAGCUACAGCAACCACGCCAUUUAGCUCCAGGAGCAGAGCAGGAGGGACAGCGGCACGGGACAGGCAGGUGGCAGCCAGGGGACACGCCCCGGGGGAAAAUGCCAUCGACAGCAGCAAAAAAAAAUCCAUAAAGAAACACUAAAACUCUUCCAGCGCCCACGGUGGCGAUGCAUGGCUCCCACGGAGGGAUGGAGGAGCACGGGCAAGAGGGCACGGACUUCAGCAAGUCUUUGGGUUUGUUUUUUUUCCUGUAUUUUGGCAAAAAAAGGAGGAAAAAGAAAAUAAGAGCCCCAGCAUUUUCCCUUUUCUGGAAUUUGUGAGAUUGUUUGUGGUUGUGCAGAACCUUCUGUUUUAUUUUUUUUAUUAUUUUUUUAAUCCUCCAUUUUCUUUCGUUCCUGUCUUCCUCCGUCCCUCUUCACUCUCUUCCCCAUAUCCUACCAAAUUCUAUAUGUUGCAAAAAGGAAAAAUAAAUAAAAAUACUUAAAAUUUACAUUUAAAAAAAAACAGACAGCAAAAUAAAAUAAAAUAAAACCUCGACUGUGUUCAAAGUGCUGAUUUCUAUAGGUGGUUCCUUAAUGUAUGUGAUGACCAUAUGGAUUGAAAUAUGUCUGCUUUAUGUACUGACCAGUCAAAAAACAAAAACACACAAAAAAAACAAAGUUCAGUGCCUGGAUGUUUAUGAAUUAUUCGAUGACUGUGUAGAGCAUGAUCAUUUUUAUACGAGGAGAUUUCUAAUAAAAGACCCUGGUUUUGCACUCGG